Messenger RNA from Manis javanica (Malayan pangolin), 5891 nucleotides. It is a transcript of the gene CENPC, whose product is annotated as centromere protein C. The record is from RefSeq and is a predicted model, not a curated record. Gene Ontology annotation, biological process: kinetochore assembly; attachment of mitotic spindle microtubules to kinetochore; spindle attachment to meiosis I kinetochore. Gene Ontology annotation, molecular function: centromeric DNA binding. NCBI's taxonomy places the organism in Eukaryota, Metazoa, Chordata, Mammalia, Pholidota, Manidae. Gene Ontology annotation, cellular component: kinetochore.
GCUUUGCGCAUGUGUGGCCAGUUUGAAACUGCGUAGAGAGCUGGGUUCCGGGGGCUUGUGGAGGGACGGGCCAAUGGGUGAGGAGCACUGACAGCGCUUGCUUGCUGGUUCCCUCGUUUCUGCCGCCUCCCGCCUCAGGGGUGCUCCGGAGUCGCUGCCCAGCUGCUCCCACGGCGGCUCGGUCACUGCUGGGCUUCCUGGAGCCGGGGGCCUUUGAGGGCGUGGGCGGGGCCGGGCCGGAACAUGGCCGCGUCGGGACUGGAUCAUCUCAAGAAUGACUACAGGAGAAGAUUUUGUCGGCCUUCCAGGACACCUAACAUUAGUACAAAACAAGGCCAGAACAUACUGGAAAUUUUACAAGACUGUUUUGAAGAAAAAAGUCUUGCUGAUGAUUAUUGCACAAAUUCUACAAAGUCAGUGCUGUAUUCAACACCUAAAAAAGAAGACAUGUCUAUUCAGUCACCAAGCAAAGAGACUCAGUGCCAGAAAUCACAUCCAAAAUCAGUUCCAGUUUCUUCAAGGAAAAAAGAAGCCUCUCUGCAGUUCAUUGUAGAACCACGUGAAGCUAUUGACAAGUCAGUUCAAGCCCAUGAAGUUCGUCAGAAAGUUUUGGCAACUGAUGUUGGUUCUAAAAAUACACCUGACUCAAGAAAAAUGUCAAGUAAAAAACUCAAAGAUCAACACCCUGAAGCUGAUGAGGACUUUUACUUAUCUGUUGGCUCACCUUCCAUUCUUUUGGGUGCAAAAACAGCUACAUCGCAAAAUGCUAUUCCAUCUAUUGUCCAAAAGAGAGAGACCUAUGCUUUAGAAAAUUCAGUAAAUACUCUGUCUUCGAGUACAGAGAUUGCUCGUAAAACCAGAAAAAGGUUAAACUUUGAAGAUAAAGAUGUUUCAAAGAAAUUAGAAAUAGCGAGUAAAGUAGAAGUAGAGGAUAAAGUAUCAGAAGGACCACAAGAGAGGAAACAGUCAAGAACAUCUCAUAAAAGAGUACAAGAUUCAGAAUAUGACAUUCAACCAGAAUCUAAAAAGAGUUUUUCAACAUUGUUUUUAGAAACUGUAAAAAGAAAAAGUGAGUCCAGUUCUAUUGUUAGGCAUAUAGCAACUGCUCCACUUCAUUCGUCUCCUGUAAAUGAUAUGAAGUUGUUAGAGGAUGAAUUUAUAAUUGAUGAAUCAGACAGAAGUUUUGCCAGUCAGUCUUGGCUUAUCAUGCCAAGAAAUGCUGGGUCUUUGAAACAACGCACAGUGUCCCCUCCUGAGAGCACUGCACUCCUUCAAAAGAAGAAGUCAAGAGAAAAUCACAAUAUAUUGCCUACAACUUUGACAAGUGACAAACACUCUGGCAAAGCUUACCCAGUAGAGAAAUCUCAACCCUCUGAACAAAAAAAACUGAGUAGGAGUUUUGCUUUAUCAGAUGAAAUGGAAAAUAAUUGCAGAUCUACAAAAUAUGAAAUGUAUUCUGAGAAUGCAGAAAAGUCUUCCAGAAACAAAAGGACUAUAAAACAAAAACAGAAAAGAAAAUUUAAGGCCCCUAUAGUUGAUAAACAGGUUGAUACAGAACAAUCUAAAGGUAAAAAUAGAAAUAUAUCACCCAUCAUCCAAGACAACUUACAAAGAAAUUCAAACAAAAAUACAGAACAGUGCAAAGAGAUGGGAAAUGUUCGUAGUUCCAAAAAACAGAUGCCACCUGUGGGAGGCAAGAAAAGUAGCAUUAAUAUUCCUCAUGCAGAGAAUUUGAAAAGAAAUAGUAAUCGUAACAAGAAGCGUUUUUCAAAUGAGUCCAAGAACAACAAACUUGUUACACUUGAAGAAGUGACUUUAACUGUUACAAGAAGUCGAAGAAUUUCCAGGAAUCCAUCUAAUUGGUGGGUGGUAAAAUCAGAGCAGAGUCCUGUUGAUAACAAUUCUUUCAGAAGAAAUGAAUUAUCAUUGAAUCAAAACAGUAGACAAAAACCUGCUGAGAAAACAAAUCAGUCAUCUAAGAACAUUAGGGGAAAAAAUGUGCCUUUAAAGGGGCAGAAGAGAACUACUCCACGCAGCUCAAGAGCACGCAAGUCUUUAAACACUAAUGAUUCUGAAGGAAUUAUUGACCAUGAUGAAAUUUCCGGUUCCCAGAAUGAGUCUUUGGAAAAGGAUGAAGCAGACCUGGCUAAAAAGAAGAAUCUUGAUCAUCCUGGAGUUACGGGAAGUCCAAAGGAUCAAGAUAGUAUUUUGAACUCUCAGAUCCCUGGAUAUACAUGCAAGACACCAGCAGAUUCUAACUUGGAUUCUGGAGAGCCUGAGACUUCAGUUUUGGAAGAAAGUGGACCUUCCAGGCUCAAGAAUUAUUUAAUGUCUGGAAAGAAUAAUUCUGAUGUGGAUGAUAAGGAAGUUGAGGAAAGUUCAGGUGACUCAAGAGUAAAAAAAUCCAAAGUAACACCAGAGAACAAAAUUCAUCACAAAUUAGUAUUGCCCUCCAACACACCAAAUGUUCGCAGAACCAAGAGAAUAAGGUUGAAACCUUUGGAAUACUGGCGAGGGGAGCGAAUAGAUUAUCAAGGAAGGCCAUCAGGAGGAUUUGUGAUUGGUGGAAUACUGUCCCCAGACACAGUAUCAUCUAAAAGAAAGGCAAAAGAAAACAUGGGAAAAGUCAACAAAGUUGUUCAUAGGAAAAGGAUCUGUCUUGAUAAUGAUCAAAGAAAGAAUAAAUUAGUGGUAAAUCUGAAUGUACCUCUAGGAGAUCCUUUGAAGCCAACGAGGGUAAAGGACCCAGACACAAGAGAGAUUAUUCUCAUGGAUCUUAUAAGGCCACGAGAUACAUAUCAAUUUUUUGUUGAGCAUGGUGAUUUGAAAGUAUAUAAAACACUGGAUACACCCUUUUUUUCUACUGGAAAAUUGGUAUUAGGACCACAUCAAGAAAAAGGAAAGCAGCAUGUUGGCCUAGAUACAUUGGUUUUUUAUGUUGACUUUGGUGACCUUUUAUGUACCUUACAUGAAACAUCAUAUAUAAUAACAACUGGGGAUUCAUUCUAUAUUCCUUCAGGUAAUUAUUACAACAUCAAAAAUCUCCUGAAUGAGGAAAGUGUUCUUCUUUUUACUCAGAUAAAAAGAUGAAAGAUGAAGCAAAGUUUAAAUAUUCAUGUGUGUGUGUGUGUGUGUGUCUACAUAUAUAUACAUAUGUGUAUAUAUAUAUACACACAUAUAUAACAGUUUGUGCAGUUGAGACACUUAUCUUCAUAAUUAUUUGUGAUGUUUUAAAAUAAAAAUUUUAUUCAGUUUUUGUGUACUUGUAUAUGAUAAACAUUUCAAUCUCCUGAAUCUUCUAAUUUUUCCACAAGUAUACACCUAGCCUGGAGUGAUGUCCAUAUUCAUAGUGUUUUAAUAACAUGAAAAGAAUACCAAAAUCACUGCUCCCACAGUGAAAUAUAGGAUAUUUCUUUGUCAAAAGAGAUCUGAUUAAUAUGUCCAUUCAUUUAAAAGUCUUUUCCAAAUGGUAGUUUUAAGCCACUGAUCAAAAUAGUGCAGUAGUGGAGGACUGUGGUAAAUGAUGCAUUUUUAUUAUUUUACUAGGAAUGUUUUAACAAAAAUAGUACAAACUGGGUGGCUUAAAAGAACCAAAAUUUGUUGCUUCACAGUUCUGGAGGAAGAAGUCCGAAUUCAAAGUUUGGCAGGGCCAUGCUCCCUCUGAAACCUGUAGGGGUUUCACAUUAAUACUUAUGCUUAGAACCUAUAUUUCUAUUAAAGUCAGUAUGGAAGAUUACAAAAUAACUCAGGCUUCUUAAUGUUAUCAGAUGUACUAAAAAUAUGUAAAAAACUAAAGAGACUUAGAGGAGAAAAUAAAUUUCAGAAACAAAUUUUUAGCAGCUAUUCCUAAGGUUAUUUUAAGUAACUUCAUAUUAACCCAAAAAUCUUAAUUCCAUUUGUCAGAAUUAUAAUUCAACAGUGUGCUUUAAAUUUUGCUUCUCUUAAAAAAAAUCAAAUGUAUUACUUUUCAUGUGAAGCUUGCUUAGGACACUGUCUACUAUAUUUCUCAGUGUCUCUAUAAGAAGUUUCAGAGUUUGGUACAUGAAUAAAUUUUUUAUCACGAAAGGAACAGGUAUACUUGCUUAUUUUUAUUUUUAUUUUUAAAUUUAAAAUUUUAUUUUUAUUUUUUAUUAUUUUUAUUUUGGUAUCAUUAAUAUGCAAUUACAUGAGCAACAUUGUGGUUACUAGAUUCCAUCCAUUAUCAACUCUCCACCGCAUACCCCAGUACAGUCACUGUCCAUCAGCAUAGUAAGAUGCUAUAGAAUCACUAUUUGUCUUUGUGCUAUAACUGUGUACCCCGUGGGGCAUUACGGUAUGCUUGCUUUUUGAAGUCAGUCUAGACUUCUGUGAUUGGAUGUGUUUCCAUCUUUACCUAGACUGACUAUAAUGUUGCUGUGUUAUCUUCAACAUUUUGUUGACAUAAUUUACAUAUAGUCAAAUGCAUAUAGAUCUUAAGUACAGUUCAAUGAGUUUUUGACAAGUAUAUCUUAGACCUAAAUAAUCCACCAAAUUUCUGUCACUCCUGGAAGUUCCUUCCUAUUCUGUCAUUUAUUGCUAACCCCGCUUCCACUCCUUGAGCUACUAUUCUGUGUAUCACUUGAGAUAGGUUUUACUGUUCUAGAACUUUAUAUGAAAAAAAACUUUCAUUCAGAGCAGUGUUUAACAUUAACUCACAAUGAUACGUGUAUCAGUUGUUCAUUCAUGUUUUGUUGCUGACUGGUAUUCCACAUGAACAGACGUCUAGACCGCUGUACUUCUUGAUGGACAUUUGGGUUAUUCACUGUCUUUGAGCUAUUGUGAAUAAAGCAGCGAGGGAUAUUCUUGUCAGGUUUUUUAAUGGAGAUAUGUUUUCAUUUCUGUUAGCUUGAUACCUAUAAUGAAAUUGCUAGGUUAACAUGUAUAUGUAUGGUUAAUGUUACAGGAGAUUGCCAAACACUUUUCCAAAGUGAUUGCAUCAUUUUACACUCCCACCAGCAAAUUACAGGAAUUGCAGUUGCGUUGUAUCUUUGCUAACAUUGGUGUUAUCAGUCUUUAAUUUUAGCCAUUCCAGUGGGUUUGAAAUGCUACCUCUUUAUGGAGAUAAAUUUUUUUGAUGAGGUAUUAGUGUUUUAGUUUGUUUUAUGAGAUCUCCUGCCCCAAAGUCACAGAUAAUUUCCUUUAUUUCAUUUUAGAAGCUUUAUGGCUUUAGCUUAUGUUGAUGGUCCAUCUCAAAUUAGUUUUUUUUUUUUUUGGUAUAGUGUCAAGUUGGGGUUGAGAUCAUAUAUAUAGAGUUUUGGUAAUUUUGAUUUUUGAAGAAUUUGUUUAAAUCUAAAUUUUCAACUUGAAUUGCAUAUGGAUAGCCAGUUAUCUUUGUUGAAAGACUCUUUUCAUAUGCUGUGAGUCUUUAAUUUUGUUAAAGAUUUCAAGAUUGUUUUGGCUGUUAACAGGUCCUUUGCAUUUGCAUAUAAAUUUUAAGAUUAGUUUUUCAGUAUUUACUAUAAAGCCUUCUGGGAUAUUGAUUAGGAUUGCACUGACUUUUUAAUUUGGGAAGAAUUGUCAGUAUUAAAUACUCUUCAGUGAAUGUGUAUAUCUCUCUAUUUAGGUCUUAAAUUUCUCUUGAUCUUAUUUUACAGUUUCAAAAUAGAGAUGUUGCUCAUCUUCUGUUUGACUUAACUGCCCAAUAUUGCAUGUGUUUUGAUGCUAUGGUAAAUUAUGCUUAUAAUUUUAUUUUUUCAAACUUUGCCAGUAUAUAGAUGUAUAACUCAUUUUUAUAUAUUCAGCUUAUUUUCUGUGACCUUGCUAAAAUCAGUCAUUAGUUUUCUUUUUUUAAGAUUGCUUAGGAUUUUCUAUGAAUGUAUUUUCUAUGUACUGUCACAUCUGUGAAUAAAGACAUUUUGAUUGUUUCCUUUCAA